Molecule: messenger RNA, 837 nt
Organism: Penicillium vulpinum
Lineage: Eukaryota; Fungi; Ascomycota; Eurotiomycetes; Eurotiales; Aspergillaceae
Exons: 2
Coding region: 1-837 (278 amino acids)
Source: RefSeq, a predicted model, not a curated record
AUGACUGAGUCUAAACGCCCCAGAUAUGGAAGGGACGUGGAAGGUUUCCUGGACGACCUGCCUCCUUCCACGAACAGAUGUACCUACAAAGGGAAAGCAAAAUUUGAGGAAAUCGCAAGACUUGAACAUCACUGCCUAGAAAACUCGUUACGCCAUCUCCAAAUACUUUGUUAUAAUCAUCGACAAACCCUCGUUCCGGAGAGACUUUCCCUCAAGCUAAACGUUGGCGUUCGUCAGUUCUAUAACCCGACACUUCACGUAUUGAUUCUGAGAACGACUUUGCCCAAGAAUUCUGAGGUUGCCGGGGUAUUUCACGAUGCAGUAAUGGAAGCUUUGCGGCCCAUGGGGCUCAAUAAAGCAGCAAUCCUCAGAUAUGGAGGGGCAGACAUCAAUGUCGGCGACGGAAACAUGAAACAGCCAGAUUGGGGCUGGAGCCCCAGGCGGCGCCCUUGUGGUGUUGCACGCCGGCCCUCGGUCGUCCUGGAGGCUGGCUUUUCAGAGCCCGAAACAAAAUUGCACAACGACGCAAGAAUGUGGGUGGAUCCCACCAGGGGGGAAGCAAACAUGGCCAUCACCAUCAAAGUCAACUGCCGGAUGUCUAUGAUCACAAUCCAGACGUGGGAAUGGGAUUCCAAUUCCCAGCAGCCCCAUGUCACACAAUCCUGUGUGAUAGAGAAGACUGGCGACAAUGUCACCGUCUCGCAGCACGCUCUAACUAUCCUGUUUAAUCUGCUCCUCCUACGACCUCCUUCCGCUCCUCGGGAGACUGAUAUCCGAUUACAAAAGCAGGACCUUGUAGAAAUUGGAACUGGGGUCUGGCAGAUGCAAGGGCUGUGA